CCGCCGUGACACUGGCUCAUUCGAUCUGCUCCGCGUGGUGUCCUGUAGGAACGCAACUCCGCGCUGUCUGCGUAAGCCGUCAUCGAAUCGUAUCGGGGAUUCUCAAACACGGUCCUUUAAUUCCAACUUUUAGGCAACUCCCAGCCUGCGUUUGAAGAAAUCAUAAAUAAAUACAAGAUUCCUAGAAAUAAGACAUGAAAAUUUGGCCAAUCAAUUACCUCUUCUUACUCAUAUCAGGCUUCACCGUCAUUUGCGUCACAUCAGUGGAGGAAGAGCUUUCCGAUACGUUUCAUGUUAAUUUCUUGGAGCCUUUAAAGAACCUGUCUCCCCAGAGGGUCAAAGUCCGCGGCGUCCAUGCUAAGUUUUCACUGAGAAAACCAGCUUUGCCAGACGAUGACAUGUGUUAUAUUGUGCCUGGCAAAGAAGAGUCCUUGGGCAAGUGCAGUUUCAACACUACUGCCAAAACAUUUCUGGUGAUACAUGGCUGGACGGUGAGUGGGCUGUUUGAGAGCUGGGUUGCCAAGCUGGUAGCAGCACUGUAUAGCCGAGAGAAAGAUGCCAAUGUAAUAGUGGUAGACUGGCUGAACACAGCCCAGAAUCACUAUGCUUUGGCUGCUCAGAGCACACAGAAAGUGGGGCAAGAGGUUGCACACUUCAUAGACUGGAUAGAGGAGAUGACCAACAUUCCCCUGGACAAGCUUCAUCUGAUUGGCUACAAUCUUGGCGCCCAUGUUGCUGGGUUUGCAGGCAGUUAUGCCAAUAACAAGGUCGGCAGGAUAACAGGUCUCGAUCCAGCAGGACCGGAUUUUGAAGGGGUCCAUGCCCACCAGCGACUCUCUCCCGAUGACGCUGUUUUUGUGGAUGUCCUCCACACUUUUUCACGGGGAUCCCUGGGACUCAGCAUUGGGAUUGAGCAGCCUGUUGGCCAUGUGGACAUCUACCCGAAUGGAGGGAGCUUCCAGCCUGGCUGUAAUCUGCAAGGAGCCCUCAAGAAGGUGGCUAAUUUGGGAUUACUUGCAAUGAACGAGGCCAUCAGGUGUGAACACGAGAGGUCCGUCCACUUAUUCAUUGACUCUCUGCUGAACGAAGAGGAAGCCAGCAAGGCCUACAGGUGUGCAAGCAGCGACAUGUUCAACCGCGGGAUGUGCCUCAAGUGCCGCAAGGACCGCUGCAACACCGUGGGCUACGACGCCAGGAGGAUCCGCAGAGCUCGCAGCAUCAAGAUGUUCACCAAAACCCGAGCUGCCAUGCCAUUUAGAGUUCAUCACUAUCAGCUAAAGAUUCGAUUCCAAGUGCAGACAAACCAGUCGGAAACGGAACCUACUAUCACAGUCUCGCUCUACGGCACAAAUGGCAGCGUGACAAAUUUCCAACUUGAUGUCAGAAAGGGAAAAAUUACCCCCAACAAGACACAUUCCUUCCUCUUGGUUACAGAGGAGGAUAUUGGUGACCUUCAGAUGAUGAAGAUGAGAAUGGAAGACUCCAGUAGGCGCCCUGUUUCUUCACUGAUCAGUACGGCUUGGUCCUGGUGGAAUGGAGAUUCUAGCUGCUCUGAAAUUAAAGCCAAGAAAAUUAGCAUCCGGACUGGGGAAACACAAAAAAAACAGACGAGGUGCAGGUGUGUGCAGGUGUGGUUACAAACAAACAGCCCUCCCACUGUACAUGGCAGGCCCAAUCACCUGACUCAGGGGAGGAUGAUGUUUUGUUUGAAAGAGUCCAAAAAAGCAAGCUUGUCUCCUGAAGUGACAUUUGUGAAAUGCACAGCCUGGGGAAAAUCGUGCAGGAGACAUAACUUUAAUGGUUAAUGAAAAGGCAAGCUGCACAUAGAGAAAACUCAACUGACAACGCACUUAAUAAUUUAUACUGAAAUAUAUUGCUUAUAUAUAUUAUAUAUACUGAUAUUUAUACUGGUAUAUUUAUUUUCUCUUUCAAAAUUCACAUUUCCAAUAGCAUAAGUGUUUGUAUAUGUACAAAUUCUGUAUCACUAUGAAAUUUUUUUAUUUUUAUUUUUUACUAGCACUGCCAUUGUAAGACAAUGAUCCUGUAACAUACAGGAACCGUAGCUGAUGUAUAGAUUAAAAGGUACGAGCUUCUGUGCUGGAGAGUCAGUGGGUACCUUACCAUGAGAUGGUAAUAGGCUUCUCCUUAAACUUGACAAACCCACUCAUGAUCAGAAAUGUAUUAACAGAACCUUUCAUCAUCUGACCACUACGGGCAUGAUUUACUGAAAUAUUUAGCAUAUCCAGAAGUGUUUUGCAAGGGUGUGGAUUCAAAACUCCUUCUCCUGAAGUCCUGAACAAAGUUUAGCUCCACAAACCCAGUCCAUCUUACUGUAAUCCAGUAUAAUGACAUGAGUGGAAUAUGAAUAUUCACACUAGGUUAGAGUAUGAUAGAUGAUUUGGGAUGGAAGGUUCUAUAAGGCUGGAAAUCUCCAGGAGUAUGCCUGAUCAAUAAACCUCACACUCCAGUCUUCGGCAAUGUUGGUUCAUUUGUGCGAGAUUUCUUUUUUUCACACAUGAAAAACAGAAAAUCUGAACUUAAGUAGCUUAAAGGAUUUAUACGCAAGUUCAGUGAGGCUUUCUGAAUUCCUGAAUAUAAUAACGGAAAUAUAUUGUUUUACUUUAAAUUGGAAUACACUGUAUCUGUAGAUCAAUCAUAAACCCAAAGAUGAUUUGCAUAUUUUUAUAAGUUUUGCAUGGCUUCUUUUUCUUUCUUUAUCUUAUUGAUUCAUGGCUAAAGGUAAUAUUGCAGUGCUGUGUGUAGAGUGGAGGUUUCUUAACACUAACUUGGGCAACACUUUAAAAAAAAAUCAGUAUGCCAUUAGAUUUAUUUAACCCAAAAUAAAUAGCAUUAAACAUUAUGCAAAAUAGGUAAAUAAUUUCAAAUUGAUUGACCGAUGAGAGGACUUUGAGCAUCAGAAGCACUUAAACUUUGUUACUCAGUCCCUACAUUAAAGAAAAAGAAUUAGCUGAUUUAAAUUAUUCACUUAAAGCUCUGUUAACUUGGACACAAACAGACUGGGUCACAUUGGCUCUGCACUGGGUGCUGACCUCUCUUGUCUGCGUGCUUUAGGAUGGGUGCUCACUCUGCUUUAGUUCCAGGCUGAAGAACAAAUGAUGUUUUGCACUUUAGAUGAUUGUCAAUGAUUGUUAAUUACAUUUUUCUGCAAUGUAAAUGUGGGCAUGUUUGUAAUGAAUAAAGCAUGUGAAAUUGUGAAAAA
Messenger RNA from Electrophorus electricus (electric eel), 3220 nucleotides. It is a transcript of the gene lpl2a, whose product is annotated as lipoprotein lipase 2 a. Gene Ontology annotation, molecular function: lipoprotein lipase activity; apolipoprotein binding. The record is from RefSeq and is a predicted model, not a curated record. NCBI's taxonomy places the organism in Eukaryota, Metazoa, Chordata, Actinopteri, Gymnotiformes, Gymnotidae. Gene Ontology annotation, biological process: very-low-density lipoprotein particle remodeling; lipid catabolic process.